AUGGCCACUCUUGCACUCCCUGCACUCCGUCAAGCGCCCCGACCAGCCCACCAGCUCGUCCUCUCCCUCUUCCGCUCCUCGCCCUCCUCCCUUCCUUCACUCGCCGUUUCCGCACCCGCACUCCCCACGUACGCCCUUCCUUCUCUCGCCAACCUCGUCUCCGACACUCUCGCUGGCUUGCGAGACCUCCUUCCUCCGAUCUUGUGGGCGGCGCCGAAGAGCCGGACGACCCACUCGGCGAAGCGGAUGAGGAGUGCGCACAAGGGUCUCAAGGAGAAGCAGAACCUCGUCUCGUGCCCCGGCUGCGGCGCACCCAAACUCGCCCACCACAUUUGCCGAGAAUGCUACGCGUCGUUCCGGAGGGAGAUUCACCGCGAAAGGGCUGAGGCGGGAGCUAUGCCCGAGGAGAAGAUCUUGUAA
Rhodotorula toruloides NP11 is the source of this 420-nucleotide messenger RNA. Its product is annotated as ribosomal protein L32 precursor. The record is from RefSeq and is a predicted model, not a curated record. Gene Ontology annotation, biological process: translation. The coding region runs from base 1 to 420 and encodes 139 amino acids. Lineage: Eukaryota; Fungi; Basidiomycota; Microbotryomycetes; Sporidiobolales; Sporidiobolaceae. Gene Ontology annotation, cellular component: mitochondrial large ribosomal subunit. Gene Ontology annotation, molecular function: structural constituent of ribosome. The transcript has 2 exons.